Molecule: messenger RNA, 3112 nt
Organism: Cyclopterus lumpus (lumpfish)
Lineage: Eukaryota; Metazoa; Chordata; Actinopteri; Perciformes; Cyclopteridae
Product: RNA-binding protein 5-B-like
Exons: 25
Coding region: 186-2726 (846 amino acids)
Biological process (GO): mRNA splicing, via spliceosome
Cellular component (GO): nucleus
Molecular function (GO): RNA binding
Source: RefSeq, a predicted model, not a curated record
ACAGCAAUGCAUCUUGGGACAAAGAAGGGACCGUAGUAGUGUUGGAAAGAGUCCUUGAACGUGACAUGAAUUGUCUUUCCCACGGUUAUUUAAAUACUUUUGUGAAAAACUACUAGUGGGUAAUAACAUUUUCAACAAACUAUACAGAGUCGUGACUCGUGUGUGUGUGUGCGCAGUUGGGAGAAAUGGGAGCUGAUAAAAGGAUUAGCCGGACAGAACGUAGCGGUAGAUAUGGUUCUGAACAACCACGCGAUGAAUCAGAUUGGCGAGACAGAAGAGAGAGAGACCAGGAGCGUGAUCACAACAUGCGCCGCUGGGGCGAAGAGAGACGCAGUGAUCGUUUUGAAGGAGAUCGUCGAGGACCUAGAGACAGUCCAGAGCAAAGAGAAAGGAAACGACGUAAUAGUGAUAGAUCAGAAGAUGGUUAUCACUCCGAUGGCGACUACCCAGAUCAGGAUUACAGAAGAGAGCCUGGGGACGAGAAGAAAAGCAAAACCAUCAUGCUCUGGGGUCUGUCUCCUCAUGUCACUGAAGACCAUAUUUGUUUUGCCAUAGACCAGUUGGAAGGACCGCAGCCAGUGGAUGUCAGGCUGAUGAAAAAGAAAACAGGUAUAAGCCGUGGUUUCGCCUUCGUGGACUUUUAUCACUUGCAAGAUGCUACCCGAUGGAUGGAGACCAAUCAGAAACGUCUGACCAUCCAAGGCAAAAGCGUGGACAUGCACUACAGCCAUCCCAGAAACAAGUAUGAAGACUGGCUCUGCAACACUUGUGGCCUGUACAAUUUCCGGAGGAGGCUGAAGUGCUUCAGGUGUGGAGCAGCCAAAGCCGAUAGUGAAAACUGCAAUAAUACUGGAGUCUCUGAAACUCACCCCAACGGAGAUUUCUAUGGAGACACGAUCAUCUUGAGAAAUGUUGCUCCUCUGGCCACCGUGGACGCCAUCUUGACAUCCCUAGCACCAUAUGCUAAUCUUUCAUCAAACAACAUUCGCCUCAUUAAGGACAAGCAGACAGGCCAGAACAGAGGUUUUGCCUUUGUACAGUUGUCCUCUCCUCUGGAGGCCUCUCAGCUGCUAACCAUCUUACAGGGACUGCAGCCACCUCUAAAACUGGAUGGAAAAACAAUUGGUGUGGAUUAUGCUAAGAGUGCUAGAAAGGACCUUUUACUACCUGAUGGGAAUCGUGUCAGUGCCUUCUCUGUGGCCAGCACAGCCAUUGCUGCAGCCCAGUGGUCUUCAAGUCAGCCAAAGCAGAGCUCAGACGGAAUGUCAGAGUACAGCUACCUACAAGAAGGCUAUAUGCCAAUGUCACAGGACUACCAGGCGUACUACCAGCAAGCGGCAGCAGCCAGCACCUCCCAGGGAAAUGGGAUACUAGGAGCGGCCCCAGGUGUAAAGAUUGUUCCAGCUGGAGUAGUUAUCGCACAGGGCGCACAAGUCUACCAAGCCCAUAUAAUCGGUCAACCUGCUGUUCAGGUAUUGUCACUCGCCCAGCAGUUGGAAGCAAGAGCGCACACGGGACAUCUUUCAGGCCUUGAUGCUGCAUCUGUGCCUGUUGGAUUUGGAGCUGCUGCCAGUACAUUAACAGCCUCAGGACAGACAGCUGACACCAGUGCUGUUCCUGACACUUCCACCUACCAGUAUGAUGAGUCCUCUGGCUUCUAUUAUGAUCCUCAAACUGGCCUCUACUAUGACCCAAACACUCAUUAUUACUACAACUCUCAGACCCAGCAGUAUCUGUACUGGGACAGUGAGAAACAGACGUACGUACCUGCCUCAACAGACACAAAUGCUGCACUAAAUGAUAAUGCAGCAGCAGGCAGCAAAGAAUCAAAAGAGGGAAAGGAAAAAAAAGAAAAGCCUAAAAGCAAGACUGCUCAACAGAUUGCUAAAGACAUGGAACGGUGGGCUAAAAGUCUCAACAAGCACAAAGAGAACUUCAGGGGUGGCUUUCAGCCUGUUAGUCAAGAAGAGAGGAAGGAGGCAGCAGCUGCUGAUGCUGGCUACAUACUGUUUGAAAAGAAGCAGGCAGGCAGUCUAGAGAGACUCAUGCCAGAGGUGCCAAGAGGCCCAGAGGAGGAGCCACCAACCAGCUCAGUCAACACUUCAAAGUGUGGUCUUGUGGCAGCCUACAGUGGAGACAGUGACCCCGAGGAAGGGGUAGCAGAUUCUGAUUGUGGUGAUGGAGUCCAGGACAAGCUGACAGACUGGUCAAAGUUGGCCUGCUUGCUGUGUAGGAGACAGUUUCCCAACAAAGAAAGUCUAAUUCGACAUCAGCAGCUCUCUGACCUUCACAAGAAAAACAUGGAGGUUUUCCACAGAUCCAAACUGACCGAAGCAGAACUGGAAGAGUUGGAGAGAAAAGAAACUGAGCUAAAAUAUAGAGACCGUGCGGCUGAGAGGAGAGAAAAAUAUGGCAUCCCCGAACCGCCAGCACCCAAAAAGAAGAAGUUCAGCCAACCAGCACCUGUCAUUAACUAUGAACAGCCCACUAAAGACGGCCUCAACAGUGACAAUAUUGGGAACAAAAUGCUGCAGGCUAUGGGAUGGAAGGAGGGUAAAGGCCUCGGUCGCAACCAGCAGGGAAUCACUGCACCAAUUGAGGCACAGUUGAGAACAAAAGGAGCUGGACUUGGUACUAAAGGCACCAACUAUUCCCUCUCUGCUUCGGACACGUACAAAGACGCAGUACGCAAAGCCAUGUUUGCUCGCUUCACUGAAUUGGAAUGAGUUGGCCGUCUCGGGCUCAAGUCAUUUAUCAUCAUGGCCUGAAGAGUUGCUUAUUUCUGAAGUGGAGCGCCACCAUGUCUGCAUCAACAAUGACGUGAAGUGACAUGGAAGCUAAAGAGACGUUCUCCCUUACUGAUUUUACUCUGUAUGAUGCCGUUUCUCAAAAACCAGACGGCAGAACAAAUCUAAAAUGGAGGCAUAAGAUGGACGAUAAUAUAUAAUUUAUAAAUUGUACAUAGACAAAGUAAAUUUACUUCUCUUUCUUGUUUACAUUUUUCUGUCUUAAUGCCAUUUUUUUUUUGUCUCAGCAUGUUAAACUGAAAUGUACAGUUUUUACAAAAAUAUUGUCUGUUUAUACAGGAAAUAAAGGAAGGAAAGUAGUUUAA